AAAAAAAAAAUAAGAAGAGAACAAAGUGCAGAACAUGUAUAAGAUUCCCACAAGCCAAAGACACUACUAUAACAGAAGAGUUAGCAUCUCUCGAAGAACAAAAUAAAAUAAAAAAUCAAAACACAUAGAAAAAUGGCAGGAUUGUUUGAUAAACAAGCUGAUCUAUACCUAGACGCCAGACCUAAUUACCCAUCGGAAUGGUUCUCAAAGCUCGCCAGCCUCACCGAUCACCACCGUUUAGCCUGGGAUGCCGCCACCGGAAACGGCCAAGCAGCUCUCGCCGUCGCAGAUCACUACGAGAGAGUCAUCGCGACGGACGUGAGCGAGUCGCAGCUGAAGUUCGCGACGCCGCAUCCGAGGAUCGACUACCGCCACACGCCGUCUUCGAUGACCGACGACGAGCUGGUGGAGCUAAUCGGAGGCGAUAGCUCGGUGGAUCUGAUCACGGUCGCUCAAGGCGUGCACUGGCUCGAUCUCGCGAGAUUCUACGCCGUCGCGACGCGCGUCCUCCGUAAACCCGGCGGGAUCAUCGCCGUGUGGGGAUACAACGACGUCGCGGUGUCGCCGGAGUUCGACGCGGUGCAGUAUCGGUUCCACGCCGAGACGCUGCCGUACUGGAAGUAUCCGGAGAUUCAGCACGUGUUCGAUGCGUACGAGGCGUUGCCGUUUCCUUUCGAGAGCGUGGGGAUGGGAGCGGAAGGGAGGCCGUUGAAGCUGGAGAUGGCUAAGACGACGUCGUUUGGAGGGAUCGUGAGGAUGUUUAAGUCGUGGUCGGCUUUGGUCACGGCGAAAGAGAAGGGUGUUGAUUUGUUGCCGGAGAGUUUGGUUAGUGAGCUUGAGAGUGCUUGGGGAGGAGCUGAGGUUAUUCGUACCGUUGUGUACAAAGCGUUUAUGAUUGUUGGAAAAGUUAGCGUUUGAAUCAUCAAAACGUUUUAAAUUGCGUUUUGCUUCCAUAAUAAAAAACAUUUUUGAAACAACACACACAAGAAUGAAAUGAAAAUCU
Messenger RNA from Eruca vesicaria subsp. sativa (arugula), 1003 nucleotides. NCBI's taxonomy places the organism in Eukaryota, Viridiplantae, Streptophyta, Magnoliopsida, Brassicales, Brassicaceae. The record is from the annotation of a GenBank genome assembly.